CAAAUAUUGACGUGCAGUUCAGUCAUGACUCAGGCCUCUGAUAUCAUAUCUGCACUACCCAGUCAGUUUGAAGCUGCGCAAUCUUCAGGGGAUCUGUUUUUCUUCCCGUCGGAAGUGAGCAAGCAUGAGGAGAUCGGAAUAGAGUGGGAGAUUCGCCUAUGUACAGCGCUUCAAAAGAAAUCGAUACCUGCUUGGGAAGCAGGAAUCGCACCAUCUAAUCAGAUAGACGAGACUUCCAAGAAGUCUGAUCCCUUUGCACCUCCAUAUGUCCCAAACCUUCACGUUGGUGAUUUACGCGACGAAUCAUCCGGGGCGGAAUAUGGUGUACUGCUAAACAAGUACUCGGUCGUCCCCCAUCAUUUCCUUCUUGUGACCAAAGAGUUUAUGCCGCAAACUUCACCGCUGAUGCCUCAUGAUUUGGUCCAAACUUAUCUGCUGCUCCUUGCAGCCCGGAAAGCACGCAAAAAUUAUUUCGCUUUCUACAACUGCGGACCAAACAGUGGAGCCAGUCAAAGUCACAAACAUAUCCAGUUCAUCGAAGUUGAAGAUGAUGGACCUCCAAUUGAAAGAUUAGCCAAAGCCGCAAACCUUGAAGUCUCAGGUAAACCCUUUUCGCUGUCAUCCGUGCCAUACGCCAACCAUGUAUAUCGGCUUCCGACUCUGUCGAAUGGCGCGUCACCGGAGCAGCUCGAACAAGUUUUGUUCCUUCCAUUCCUAUCCCUCUUGGAUCUUGUGAUUUCGACCGUACGACAUGUUCCGGACUACCCACCUGGUACCCCUUCAUAUAAUGUGAUUCUAACCUUGGAACACAUGCACUUGAUCCCGCGACGCUGGGAAACCUAUACCCUAGGAGAGUCGGGGGCGACGUUGAGCAUCAACUCACUUGGUUUUGCUGGCAUGCUGAUGGUGAAAAGCGAGUCCGAACGCCAGGUAUUAGAGCAAGAGAAGAUCGGAGCGGUACUUAGAGGUGUCGGUGUGGAAAGCGUCCAUGACUUGCAAGUUGCUGGCACAUCGAUGGAAGCAAUGGAUGAGACAGGUACUUGAUAGUAACAUCUGCAAUCUUUAUACAUGUACAAGGCAAUAUUUCGUA
Messenger RNA from Suillus subaureus, 1090 nucleotides. RefSeq names its product ATP adenylyltransferase. Bases 25 to 1044 code for a protein of 339 amino acids. The transcript has 6 exons. Gene Ontology annotation, biological process: nucleotide metabolic process. Lineage: Eukaryota; Fungi; Basidiomycota; Agaricomycetes; Boletales; Suillaceae. The record is from RefSeq and is a predicted model, not a curated record. Gene Ontology annotation, molecular function: ATP:ADP adenylyltransferase activity; ATP binding.